Messenger RNA from Tachysurus fulvidraco (yellow catfish), 2953 nucleotides. RefSeq names its product heparan sulfate (glucosamine) 3-O-sulfotransferase 3B1b (gene hs3st3b1b). The record is from RefSeq and is a predicted model, not a curated record. The coding region runs from base 335 to 1555 and encodes 406 amino acids. Lineage: Eukaryota; Metazoa; Chordata; Actinopteri; Siluriformes; Bagridae. The transcript is spliced from 2 exons. Gene Ontology annotation, molecular function: [heparan sulfate]-glucosamine 3-sulfotransferase activity.
UAAAACGUCAGAGAGAGAGAGAGAGAGAGAGAGAGAGAGUGAGUGAGUGAGUGAGUGAGAGAGGGAGAGAGAGAGAGUGCAGCGCGCGCACGCUGUGUGUCACUCAUCACUCUUCACUUUACUCUUUGGGACAUUAUGGUCAGAAGUCGUUUCCUUCUGGAUUUUUCCCCACCACUUUAGAAUAGUUGUGACAUUUUCUAUUUGGUUAUUUAUUUGCCGUGAGGACCGACAUGGCUUGUGCAUCCUGACGCGCGCGCGCGCUGGAGAGACUUUUUCCCGUCCCGUGUGAAAAUGUCCGGUUGGAGCUCGGUGCACGUCGCACUCGUCGAGGCUUAUGGAAUAUAGCCUGCUUCGCGCACAUCAUCCGUAUGUUCUGUCGGCGACUCCGGUGAGGCGGAAGCUCGCGCUGUUCGGCAUCAUGCUCGUACUGUGGCUCUACGUGCUGUACUCGUGCGUGGGCUCGUGCGCCACCGUGCCGAGUUUACGCGCAGACCGGCGCCGGUCCGAGGACGCAGCCUUAAGGUCGGGGAUCGAGUCCCGGUUAGUUCCUCGAGCGCGCGGCUGGGAAGACUACGACCAAACCGGCGUCGGGGUGUUUUCUAGAGACUUGAACAACGUCAAAAGCGACGAUGGAAUGGAUGUCAGGACGUUUCCUAGACAUGUGAACGGCAACGAGGCGGAGACGGAGCGGCGCGGAGGUGACGCUGGAGGAGACACCGGAGCAGAACGGAGGUCCCCGGUGCACAGCGGUGGCUUGUCCACUUUCUCCAACGGCUCCGGGACCAAGCGGCUCCCGCAGGCCAUUAUCGUGGGGGUGAAGAAGGGCGGCACGCGCGCGCUGCUCGAGUUUCUCCGCGUGCACCCGGACGUGAGGGCGGCGGGAGCCGAGCCGCACUUUUUCGACCGUUUCUAUGACAACGGUUUGGAUUGGUACAGAGACCUGAUGCCCAAAACCCUGGAGGGUCAGAUCACCAUGGAGAAGACGCCCAGCUACUUUGUGACUCGUGAAGCUCCAGCUCGGAUCUACUCCAUGUCACCUUCAACCAAACUCAUAGUGGUGGUGAGGGAUCCGGUCACCCGGGCCAUCUCAGACUACACCCAGACACUGUCUAAAAAGCCAGACAUUCCCACCUUUGAAAGCCUGACUUUCAAAAACAGGACUACAGGCCUAAUCGACACCUCAUGGAGCGCCAUCCAGAUUGGUAUCUACGCCAAGCACCUUGACAACUGGCUCCAGUUCUUCCCCAUGAAUCAGAUCCUGUUUGUGAGUGGCGAGCGGCUGAUCAGUGACCCAGCUGGAGAGCUCGGCCGUGUGCAGGACUUCCUGGGCCUGAAGAGGAUCAUCACAGACAAACACUUCUAUUUCAACAAGACCAAGGGCUUUCCAUGUCUGAAGAAGGCAGAAGGAAGCAGCAAGCCUCACUGCCUGGGCAAAACUAAAGGCCGAACACACCCCAACAUCGAUCCGGAGGUGGUGCAGAGGUUACGAGACUUUUACCGGCCCUUUAAUAUGAAGUUCUACCAGAUGACUGGACACAACUUUGGUUGGGAUUGAAAAUGAACUAAAAAAAAAACUGAAAUCUAUUUGAGUUUGUAAUGGCAAAAGAUGUGACAAUUGCUAUCUAUCUAUCUUAUCUAUCUAUAUAUAUAUGUAAAUGUACAGAAAUCUAUUUUAUAAUAAUUUAUUUUUUAAUUUUUAAGCAAUUAAUUCACUAAGCUGCCUAACCAUAUUUGUACAGCGCAUCUGGCUCAUAUUUACACCCCUUCCCCACAACAUUCCUACUUUCUUUCCCUUCUUCUUGCAAAAUAACAACGGUUUGAUCAAUAGACCUAAUCGCUACUCACAGUGUCCUUGAUUCAUGCAUAGUGUAUCCCUUUUUUUUUUCUAGCAACGCUCACUAUGAAUGGCCAUUUUAUCAAUGGAGAAAUUGUGUGGUGGAAUACACAGAGGCAACAUGUCAUUAUGCUAAUUAUAGAACAUAAACCUGAUCAGAUCUCUCAGGUCUCGUUGCUUCUUGUGAUAAUGAGUUGAAUCAAAUUUGGUAAGUGCCAGAGAUGUAGUCAAGCAGAUGGUGUGAUGAUAUGAGGUAAAUGCAGUCAGAAGAUGAUCUAAUUCCUCAAUCAUAUGAUCUCAAAUUGGAAGUGGAUGUAAAUCUAAAAAAAAUAACGUUUUAUAUUCUGAUUCAUCCUUUUUUUUUUUUAGGGUUGGACUUGAUUACUUGCCAAAUUAGCUUGCAAAUCUAAAACUUUCUCAUGAAGCCUCAUGUUUUUUGUCUCAGUUUUUUGUUGCAUAUUUUAGACCUCAUUUUUUCUUUCUACUUGAAUACUUUUUUUUUAUGCAAGAGGGAGAAACUUUCUAGCUAGCCAUCUGUUCUUUAUCUUACAGCCUCCGAGACGAGAGAAAGACCUCAGCAUAGACGUGCUUUACGUGCUACUCCUCAGUCUAAUGAAAACAAAGAAUCAGGAUAACUUCUCAAUAUUGUGUCUAAUUCUUAAAUGCACAACGUUAUGCAAAAGGCAUGAGCAAAUCUACUGCAAGUAGUGCGGCAGGAUUGGCUGAGCUCGAAGGUUCCACAUAACGUUGACAGAUUUUGACAUAAUAUAGAGAAAUCAGGAAAGGACAUUUCUAUAAUAGUUUCCGAACAGGGUCGAGGUGAACGAAUGGGUGUGGAACACAGAUGUGGAGAGCAACGGCUCAUCGAUUAUACUUUUGAGGAUUUUGUGCCUCUAAAUAGUUUGUAUGAUGCUCAAGCCUACACGCUUCCAUUUAGGAGCCGGAUUAUAAUACGAGUCAGAUGUGAAGACGUAUCUGUGAGCGUCCACUACUGUACACGUCGAUUUCAGAAAUGAGCAGAAAAGAAAAAAGGCACAACUUUUUUAGACAUCUCUCACGUUCUUCUAUCUUCAUUUAUUACAAUAAUAAACAACAAACAACAACAACAACAAAAAAAAA